UGAAAAUCCAGCGUCGAAUGGUGAGACCCGUAAGACAAGACGAGAAAAUAAUAUAUACGAGUUGGUGGUAUUAAAAAAAAGAGCCGAGAGGUACGAGGUGGAGUUGCGUUGGUCUCUGUGUAUCUCCGGAGCCCGAAGGUCCGCAGACGUCGAACGCGGGUAACCAGGCAGGUAGCCUGUGGCAGGCUGCGCAAGUGGACGCCGAGAAGGCCGGCUUUUGUGUAAAAGAAAGAUUGAAAAAAAAAAACUGUAAAAGAAUUAAACAAAUCUAACGAAAUCAUCCGAAAUUGUUGCCGUGAGAAGUGCUUCGCGAUGAGACACGGUCCAUUUAUUGGAAUGAAAAUUAUUCCAAACGUAGUGACGAAAAAUCACGCAUAAAAUCCUGCCGAUCUUCCGAUAAGAGAUCGAACUCUGGUGUCUGUGACCGUGUGUGUGAAUUUCGUUUUCUUUUUUUUUUUUUGAUUUUUCUUAAUGCUAAUAACCUCGAGGCGUGUUUCGACGUACACGUAAAAAUUAUACUACACAUAUACGCGUCUCGCCCGAUCAUCGCGAUCAUCAUCAUCAUCAUCGUAAGCGCCAAGCGGCGGAAUAUAUCGGUAUCACAUAGUGAACGUCGACGUCGGAGUGGUUUUUACGAUCGCUUCUGAUUCCGAUUCUGAAUCAGAUUUUGCUGCGGUCGCGGCGCCGGCUAGGUGUGCUCCGGGGCUACCGCGUUCCGAGUUUCUCAGUCUCGCGGCUGCGAUCGGUUGGCGCGAUUUCAUACAACGAUAUUAUUCAUUUUCGCCCGUAGAACUGCGCGUAAAAGCUAUAAGGCGGGCGACCGACCGAUAGCCUUGACGAGUGUGCCGUUUCCAUACAAAAGUGAUCGACGAAGUUUGCGGUGCACAAGUGUUGAGAGAACGGAAGAAUAAAAAAAAAUUAAAAGAACAAAAAGAAAAAAAAACGAAAGCAACGGAGCAAUCCGUGCGGCAGCAUGCGAGCGAAAUAUUCAACGACCGACGACGUCGUUAGCGUAUCGAAUGCGAAACGCGCGCUACGAGGGAUAAAAUAAAGGCGUAACUACGCGUAACGUGCUGCUAUGAUUCCCCUGCUGCUGCUGCCGCCGCCGCAUAUCGCCGCUAUACCUGCAGCUUGAAGAGAGGACAUAACUGUAAAGGGCAGCGGCAUACCUCGUAGGAUCUUGAACGCGACCUCCGACGUGCGCGCGAAGCCGUCGUCGGCUCGUCUCCCGUUGAAUACCGGAUGUCAAGAGAAAAAAAAAAAACAAACGCCCUCCGAAACCCGGAAAUCGUUACAUUGUCGUCGAUCGGCGAUGACGGACUUCGGAAAUGGACAGUGAAAAGCGAGUUACAAAAAAACGUCAUCGUCGAGCCAACGGCAGAAAUUUUUGAAUAAGGAUGUCUACGGAGGUACAAGUUUGCCUUUCUUCAGCCAUCCAGGCGAACGCUACGUCGGACAUCGAUCAUGGAAGGUUGAAAGCGGAGCUGAGAAACUUGAGACGACGCGGUGCUCGCAACGCUUCGGGCGAGGAGCUCAGCCAAGGCCGGUGCUGCGCUAGGUGCAAGACCCAACUCGGCAGGAUCUACAAUACCGGGGCGUCGUGCCCGAGGUGCAGACACCGCGUAUGCAGACAGUGCAGGGAGUACAGGGGCUCUAACGGUACGGACUGGCUCUGUCUCGUCUGCCACAAGAUCACAGAGAUACAAGCGGUGUCCGGUGAAUGGAUGAACGAAGGAUCGGGAGCCAAACGAGCGAGCAGAAGAAAAUUUUUGGCCUCACCGGCCGAUAUUUUAAAACGCAGCAUCCGACGUUCGUGGACCAUUAACGGUCCCCCGGCAAGCUGGUGCGCGAUUCGCGGUUCACCGGAGCUGAGAGCUUACCAGAGUCUGCCGAGGCAACAGGAUUACUUCGAGGUCGUCCGUUCGGACCUCGUGGUUCCCCCGCAGUCGGACGAGCCUCGAGAAAUCGAAGACAGAGCGCCGAGAGGGACCGCGGAACCGGAAACCGGCGGAGAAAAGAAGUCACCGGGAGCCGGCGACGAGAAGAACCGGAAGUCGGGGGAUGCUGGACCGAAGAAAUCGACGACGAACGGCGCGGAGGAGGAGGAGGGGAAGUUUUUGAGGUGCGAAAAUCGAGGGACUUCCUCUAGCGAGGAUCAGCCGACGGUUUCCGCCCAAUCGCAACAACAGGAGAUCGUCGCCGCGCCGAGGAUAUCGCAGAUAAAACCGCCCAGGAUUCACAGCAGGUUCAGUUUUCCCGAAGCCAAGCAAACGCCGCCGAAAUCGGGGGAGAGGAAAUCGAACAUACCGAUACUGAGACGGAGCUCCAGGGAAUUCGAGGACAUCAGGAGCCCCUUGGAGUCCGCGAAAAGAUCCUCGAUACCCCAGAGGUACAGAGGUAGCACCGACGACUUGAGGAGGAGCAGAGAGGACAUCACGGCCCCCAGUCAGAUACCGAAGUUGUUUUCGCCCCGAGUCGGCAACAAGGACGACAGACUGAAACGUCAGGACAGCAAGGACGAGAUUCGUUACGGUCCCAAACAGCAAACGGUCUCCAGAAAAGAGGAGAGGAAAGAUUCCCGCGAUGAAGUAAGCAAGCACCAGUCCCCGUGGUCCGGUAACUCCGCGAAAAAAGAAGACGCCGAAAAAUCCAGUAAGGAAGACGUCAGAUCCGGGAUAAAAUUGUUCUACCGAAAGGACGUCAAGGAACCUCCGGAUUCCACCGGCCACAAGGAGAAGGAGAACAGAGCGAGUAAAUUCGCGAAGGACGAGGUUAAAAAGGAGGAGAAUAUUUCGCGUCGAUCGGACGAAGAUGACACGAGAUCGAAACUCCCGUCGUCGUUCAACGAGCACGGGAAAUCCGGGAUAACAAGCGAAGCGAAACGGGACGGGGCGCAGGACUCCGGAGUCGUCGAUAACUCGAAAAAAAAUUACGAAAGAAGCGGCAGCGACGGCAGCGUCGACUCCAAGGAUGAUUCGGUAUUUUUGACCGACGAAAGAUCCCCGACCGAGGAAGCAGAUAUGGUCGAGAAGAAGGAGGCGCCGGCCCCGAAGAAGUCUCCGGAGACCGCGACGAAAACCGAACGCAAAUUCGAAGGAUUCAAGUGGGAGAGGCUUCGGAGAUCGAACGGCAACGUUUCCGGGACCAGCGGCGUUUCGGCGAACAUGGAAGACGGCGACGAGGAGACGCCGCUCAGUAUCGCCGAAAAUCCGCCUCCGAACGACUCGGUAAUAAUCGAAAGCAGAUCGGACGAGUGCGACGAAUCGGAGGACAGAAGUCCCGACGACGACGGUGCGGAGGCGGCGACUCAGAUCGACGAAGGACGACCGCCUGCGGACGAUGUCCUCGGGGUUAAGGAAGGCAGGAAGCUUCCGCAGGACGAUAACGAAGUAGUCCCCAGAAAAUUUUCCAAGGAAGAAUCUUCGGCCCCCGACGAUACAGACGAAGUACCGAACAGGCGGAGUUCGAGCCAUUUGUCGCCGGAAGCGAGUCCCCUGAGCACGAGAUCGUCCAGAUACAGUCCUCGGGAGAGCGAGAGCGAACCGACCCCCGCCCUACCGAGAAAAACGGGAGAGUCCAGCAGCGCGUCGCAGAGAGUUAGGGACGCGAUAACGAGAACGCGACGAGAAUCGAACAGCAGCACCAGGUACGAAAGCAGCGGGAGCGAGAGCAUAAGAUUGGGCGGCCACCUCGAGACCAGGAGGGUGCGUUUCGGAGGCGGUAGCGGAAUCGAGGAGGUUCAGAGAGACAGUGCGACAAGCGCUGGCGAAGAUGAGCCGAGAAACGUUUCCCACAAUCCCGGUGGACCGCGGGACGCGAGAACCGUUCCAGGGGCUCUUCAGGGUAGAGCCAUGCGGAGGCGUCGCCAAUUCGAUACGCAAGGAUCGCGACGAAGGGGUCGAUCGCACGCCAGGUCGUCGUCCUGCGGCGGCGGUGGCGGCGACGAUUUGCACCACCUCCAGGUACUGCUCGGUCGCGGCGGAUGCGUCAGCGGCGAUCACCUGAGCCCUCCGCAAGGUCAUCAGCAGGGUCAGCAGCAGGGUCAGGAUCACCCGCCGACGGACUACCGUCGCCUGGUGUUCAUAAGCUCCGACUCGUCGUCCGGUCGGGAGGAGGACGACGCCGACAGCAGUUCGGGCUCGUCGUCGCUGAACGGCGCUCCGAGGUCCGGCCUCGCCCAGGGCCUCGAGGACUGCGACUGGGACUACUUCGAGAGCGGAGGCUCCAUACCGCCCCUGGCCCACCUCCAGGUCGGGGUCAUUGGGACGCCGACGUCGACGACGAACCACACGACAAACGCCCGCGGCUCCUUCGGCACGCAGACGUCACGCGGACACCACGGAAUAUCCUUGUCCCCCCAGGACUGGAGCUGCUGUCCCGGUAGAGGAUCUCCGUCUUGCCAGGCUUGCGGCGGCGCGAGAGGAGCGAACGUGUUUCCGGUUCCGGUUCCGAUCCCGGUUCCAGUUCCGUAUCCGGUUCCGGUACCAGCGUCCCUCUGGAACUCGGGGCUAACGAACCCGUCGAUGAUAAACUGCACCACCGCCGAACUCGGUGCUCUUCAGUUGACCAGGAGCGGCAACUCUCCGCUGCACCCCGGCGCCGCCGCCGCCGCCCAGUGGUUCGCCUGGCCACCGAGAUUCAUCCACGACGUUAACGGGGCGAGAGUAACCGGCGAUUCCCAGGGCCUCCUGGACCAGAGAUCGAGCGACGCCACCGUCGCGGCGACAUUCGCCUUCCACUCGGGCGUUACGUUCGAAAGAUCCGAGAUCCUGAAUUUCGAGGAUCUCAAGCUCAGAGCGGAACUAAGCGCCGCGGGGUACGCGCCGAACGCUUCCGGUUACCCGGAAUCGAAAGCGGAAGAGCGAAUAGCCGAGCCGCCCGUGCCGGACAUCGUCAAGGACGACUCGCCCAAGGUUCGAGAUGAGGAUAAACUAGAUCGGAGGGAGGAAGAUCGAAACGCGGAGGAGGCGAACGUCGACUCCAAUCCCGAAAAACUUGCGAUCACCCCCAGCGACAAUGAGACGCCGAACGAGGAGCGCGAGGGGGACGAGUCGUCGGCGGACAGUGACGAAGAAUCUAACGGCCAACUAGCGGCAACGUCGGCUUCGAAUUCGCCGAGCAACGCGACCGCCAAGACGACGAAAAUGUACCACAUGUCACAAGGGAAUUCGGGAAGUUCCUCCGGAAGAUCGUCGGCGGACAGCAGCGAUCUGGAGGACUCGGCGUCGCAUCAUUUCUCCCGAGUGUUCGUCGUUAACGACGACUCGUCGACGAGCGACAACGACCCGGAGGACGUCGAGGACGUCGAGGACUCCGACUCCAAUCGAGAGAUCGGUAUAACGCUGAGGCGGGUAACCGCACUGCCGGAAGACGGACCCGUGGUGCUUCGUCACGUCAGAUUUCUGGACGAGGAUCGGGGGACCAUAGAAGUCCUGAAGAAUUCCGACAACGGGGAUACCAAGUCGAUCGUACCCGGAAUAGGAGGCUCGUCGCCCUCGAUAAAAAGCGCGACGGAAGACACUAGGAGACGCCUGAGAGAGGACAACAUCCGACUACGUUACGUGCGGAACUUCGAUCCCGAAGCCAACGAAAUUUACCUGGUGGACUCGAAGGAGGACGAGUCGGAACACAAGAUCGAACUGAAGGCCGUGAGGAGUUUGGAUCCCGACGCGAUCGAGGAACGCUCGCCGAUUCCCGACAAAGUGCGGCUGAUCGAUUUGAAAAAUAAGAAGCAAAUUUCGGAAGCGAAACUACCGGUGAACGAAGCGCCCGAACCCGAUUCCCUGAUGCCCGAAGUAUCGGACAACUACACGAUUGUUCCCGAUUCCUUGGAGAUAAACGAACCUGGUUUGAACGAUAACUGGAGUAGAUCCGGCGACCUGGAUGAGAUCACGUCCGAUAACGAAACCUUAAAUAUUCCAUCGACUGGCGACAUCUACUCGGUUGUCGAUGAACGUGAUUUCGAAUCACCCGCAGCGAACGACGAUCGCGAUAAGGAAUCACCGGGUGUCCUUCGUUCUUCCAAAGAUAAGUCGAGUUCGGUAUCAGCGGUGGUUUACGAUGAUAUCGCGUCGGCGGCGGCAGCAGCUAUCAAAAGUGAAUUCGAAACACCGAGUAUCGGGAUGUCGGUUAACAGAUCGAAGUCGAUUUCUUGCUCUCCGUCUUCCUCUUUGAAUCUUACGGGUACCAGCGACCCCAGCACGACCGGAAGUAGUGACACAGCUACCGGAAGCGAGGUGAGCAGCGACGAACUUCACGAGUACGAGGUUACCGCGUGGUCCCUGAACGACCCGGACGAAGAUGUGGACGACGACGUCAACGAUGACGACGACGACGACGAUGGAACCGAUAACGACGGUAGCGAUAACGAUAUCGAUAACGGCGCCGUCAAUAACGACUUGAUAUCCUCGCGGAAAUCGCGAUCUCUCCUCGGAAACGAUCGAACGAAUCUUGUUACGAAGGGGGAAAUUUUCAACGUCCGUCACAGUGACGACGCGUCGGGUUCCACGUCCGACGGAUGUUCGACCGACGAGGGUGGCUCGAGUCGUCUGGACAGUGGCGUUGCGACGGGAGUCGAGGACACCAAUCCCUCGGGAUCGCGAACCGACGAGGGCGGCGCGCCGUCCUUCGAGACGACGCCCGCUGAAUCAAUAGAUUCGGUCCAAUCCCCGGCUGCAGGGCGACGAUUGCCAGAUGCCGUCAGCGUCGUCGGUCUCACGGUUGCGUCGUUCGCGACGGAUCGUUCCAACGAUGACAACGUCGACAAGCGUUCCAACGACCUAGUAAAAAACGGAGAUGAAAAACGAUCGUCGAACGUCGUCGGCCGCGAAACGACGAGGAUCGCAGCGGUACCGAUCGACUCGAUCGAGUUUUCCGAACCCCUCGACGACGUCGAGGUCCAGCGAAAAUACUCGGGUGCCAGCGACCGCGAGGAGGAGAUCGGAGGAGCCGGAAGCGGGACGGAGGACGCGGACGCGGGGAACGGAGACGGAGACGGAGAGGUAAAGGAGUCGUCGGCGAUCGUCGACGAUCACACUGUGAACGACAUGAUAUCGAUAAAAAUUCACGAGAUAUUCAAGAGCGUGGAACGUCUGAAAGUCGACGUUGAUCGCGGCAAUUUCGCGGUAACCCGCGGCGACAAAGGUGACGACGACGACAACGACGACGUCAAAGCUGAAUUUACGGAAGAGAGCGGCGUCGAGUUUAGAGGUGAGAGGAGCGAAUCGAAACAGGUGGAAGGGGGCGUAGAGGAGCCGGCGCGUGGACGGUCGACGGCGCAGGUUUCAUCAGUCGAGCGACGCCCGCCAGCGACGAAUGAUGGCUGGAACGUUGCCGCCGGUUCUAACGCGACCGAUAAAAAACCACCGAUCGAACCUCGACAGCCAGCUAAAAACGCGCAAAAUUAUCCCGGCAACCGUUACAAGAGUCUAGUGAUGAUAACCCAAGGUACCUAUCAACCGGUGAACGUAGUGACCUCGGAUACCACGACCCUCCUCCAGCCCGAGGAGAGCCCUCCGCCGCCUCCACGAGGACUGGCGGGCUACUACCACCUGGCCCUCGAAACAGCGGCCGAUUUUCCCCUGAGGAACGGAACCGCCGGACCCCGAAGACCCCCGACGGUCAAACGACCGACGACGGCCCAGCCUCGAGCGGUUCCCAUCGAACCGGAAGUAGACAGCGGUUUGAGCGUCGGCAGUGCCAGUGAAAGUGACGACGUGCAAUCGGUGAACGGUGCCCCGAAGGCCGGUGCAACGGUAACGCCGUCUCCUCUCGAUCACGGCAGUUCGGCGGUUCUCGAUCGCGGUGGUGCCAGUGCGGUCGGUACGAGUGUCGACAAAAGUUCCGCGAACAAUGAGCAGCCACCGGGUGCCAAUGGGGCGUCCGGAGUCGUCGUCAUCCUCGAGGAGGGACUCGCCGACGACGACUCAUGGGUGGAGGAGGUGUCCCACGACGAGGACGAACAGGGCGGCACAACGGCGACGGAAGAGAGCUCCGAGGACGAGGCAAACAACGUUGGGGAUCGCGAGGAGGAGCUGCGGGGCUACCACCGCCAAGCGAUCGACUUCACGCUCCACACGAUCGUCGAAGAGUCCUGCGAGGAGAGCGAGGCCGAGCCAACCAGUCUGGCGAUGGGGAGCCCGCGGAAACAGCGACCCCCGUCCACCUCCGAGUUAGAGAAGUACUUCUUCUUCGGACUGAGCGAGGGGGUGGGCGGUGUCGGGGGUACGCGCGAGGCGGACAGCCUAUCGGAAACCUCGUCGAUAUACUCGGAGGGCCUCGAGUCCCUCGGUCAGGACGAGGCGGGCCAGAGCACGGAGAAAAAUUCGCCCGAGUAUCUGACCUCCUCGUCGUCGUCGAGACUCGAGAAAUACUUCCUUUCGGACUUUCUGGGUUUCGAUCGGGACCGACGCGAUUCGGACGGUUCGGUGGGCAGCGACUCCGAGGGCAGACCGAGCCCCGAGCAACGCAGGAAGAGGCUCGUGCGCGCCCGCGGUACCGGACGAUCCCACAGCUCGUCGCUGGACAAUCUAUUGGCUCUGACACAGAGCUCGCAGAAUCUGAGCUCGCAGAAUUCGCUGCAGGAUCUGAGUAUGAAUCCCGAUUCGCAGGAGACUCAGUCCGAAGGAUCAUCGACGGAAACGGACGGCGCGGACGAUCAGAUGCCGGCCUUCGGUACCGACGGACAAUUCGACACGGUCAAACGGAAGAAGAAGAAGCCGAGAAAUCUGGGCACUCAGAGCCCGCGGAUCCCCGACGAUCGGAACAAGACCCCCGAGCCGAUAAUGAUCGACGCUGACGGCGAUCUGCUGGAGGGAGGAAACUCCGAGGACGACAGAGCGAAGACUCCGCAGCCCGACAGCACCGCCAGCUUCUUGACCUCCUCGCAAUCGGCCGACUCGAACCGAACCAAACAGCCGCUGCUGCAGCCCUCGGACUCCGCGUAUCCGGUCGGACGUGGCAAGCAACAGCAGUUGGAAUCCGCUCGGGGCAACGGGGGAGGAGGCCAAGGGAACGAGGUGAACUUGGCGAGGAACAAGCAGCACUCCAGGGAUUCGGGAUUCAUCGGAAGCUGCGACGACCUGCUACAGCAUCAGAGGGUCUCGACGUCCGUCGACGGACCGCAAGGUCCGAGCGGUGGACAGGAUCCCAAGAAGGAUUCGCAUCACGACCGUAGGGCUAACGACAGUUGCAAGAAGGGCGGCAAUUCGUCGUGCAAGGUGGAAGUUCCCGUUUCCCAGGUGACCCUGGCGCCGCCUAACGCCUCGCUCUCCAGAAAGGACAGUUUCAACAACUGGUCGAGCGACGAAGAGACGAAUCUAAUGAUGUCCAAGAUGCGUCAGUUUUUCAAAACUAUGGUGGCGAAUUCGAACAACGGUCACAACUCGACCAAUUCGAGCGCCGCGUCGCCGGCGCCGAGUCCACGUUUGCCCGGAAGUUCGCCGCGAUGUCGCAUACCUAGUCAAAAUCGUACAAAGCCACCUCAACUGGUUUAUUUCGAGAACGAGCUGACCAGACUGAUGAAAACCGUGCCGGGUAUCCGCGACGAGCAGGUCAAGGAAAUCGUGGAAUACCUCAGCUCGGAGGACACUUGGUCCGACUCGUACGACAGUUCGGAUUACACCAGUUCGGAUCUCGAGGGUGCCGGUGGCAGGAGGUCCGCCUUGCAGGAGCAAAUUUCACAGAGCUGUCAGCAGAUAAUCAGCAAAUUCGACACCACCGGCGGGGCGGCCGCAGCGGAGUCCCCGUUGUCCGGCAAGGAGUCCGUCACCUCCUCGCAGCCGGCGCAGCCGUUGAACUGCAGAGACACGGCGUUCGUCUACCAAAAACUGGUGCAAAGCUUCACGAAAAUGACCGGCGACGGGGUCAGUUCCGACGCGUGUUCCACGCCGCACAGCAGUCCGCCGCUGAUAGCCAAAGUUAUGCACCACAUCGGCAGCAGGCUGGUCGCACUGAUGCACGAAGUUUCCGAAGGCGGUCCGGCCGUCCAGCCGUCCUCCUGGCGCCGAUAUCCUCACCACAGGACACCCUCGUCGGCGAGCACCACGGAGGACGACGACUCGACCUCCGAUUCGGCCAACACUCCGGCGCAACACCAGCUGCCCAGAUCGAAAUCCCACGAUCCUUUGCUCCUCCUGAACGGCCACCCCGCGACGGGCUACCAGGAGGGCGAAGAGCGGGAGGCCAGCGACAACGAGCGUUUCUCGUGGCGAGGAAGUUUCGAAUCGGCGCUAAUGCCGGCCGACUCGAGAACGAAACUGAGUCUUCUGGCUUGUUCGGGUGACGUGAGCGCGAGUGCGUGCGCGUUGGCGAUGGCAGCAAAAAGAAGAAGCGCCGGCGACCUGCUCUUCAAUCCGAAGAGUCUGUCGAGGGAGCAACUCGACAGGGUCAGAAGUUGCGGUUCGAUAGGCGGCGGAACCGGAUCCAUAGAGGACAAAAUAUGGAGCAACAGGAGAAGGUCUUCCGUUCCGGACGCGAACACCAGAGGCGAAUCGGGAGCUUCGGCUGGCGACGACGAUACGGAGGACGAACUCGAAUACGGCGGUGAUUCGCGCGCCACAACGUUACCUCGCGGUUUGCAAUCGGCGGCGACUGCCACCAAUUCGUUGCCCCGACUACCGCCGGUUUCCACGGCUUCCGGUCCGGUCACCAUGCACAAAGCCCACAGUGUGCACUACUUCCUCCAGCAGCACAACAACGUAAAAUCGGCGCGUUAUCGGCCGCCCGGUUUCGCCAGGAACAAUCUGACCGCCGGCGCUGCGGGUGGACCGAAAAGGGCGGUAAGCGCACCCGGACUUCAACUUCCGGUAAAUUUGACCUCGGCCGGAAAACGGGAGACGGCCAGGAGUCGAAGACAAGCCGUAUCCCUCACCCCGGAUGACGGUAGCAGCCUCUCGGAAGCUUGCAGUACGCCCAUAAUCGGUGGUGCGAGAGGUGGCAGUACAUCGAACGAGGACGAGAUGGACAGGAGUCUCCACGCGAGUCUUCUGGGCACCAGGGCCUCCUCGUCGAGCCUCGGGGCGAGGUCCGACUCCAUGGCUUCGGUGUACAGCGGUGCGGGUGAAGGAAGGUGGUGCGGAUCGGUCGCCGUUAGAGGUGAGGUGGAAUUCGCCCUCGAAUACGACUGCAAGCAGAAGACCUUCGAGGUCCGAGUGACCCAGUGCAGAGACCUGGCGCCGGUGGACGUUAAGAGGAACCGUUCGGAUCCGUACGUCAAGGUCUACCUACUGCCCGACAAGUCCAAGGGAGGUAAGAGAAAAACGAAGGUGAAGAAGCACACCCUGAAUCCAGUAUUCGACGAAACGUUGAAGUUCCACAUGAGCCUCAACGGACUGGAAACUCGUACGUUAUGGCUGACGGUGUGGCACUCGGACAUGUUCGGGCGAAACGAUUUCCUCGGCGAAGUUCGAAUGGCCCUCGAAAACAAGAUAUUCGACGAUCCGACGCCGAGGUGGUACCCCUUGCAGGAGAGGUCCGAACCGUUCGACGACCCGGUAACGUACAGAGGAGAGGUGAUAGUGGGUCUGAAAUUCGUACCGCCUGAUCCGACGGGGCAGCAACAACAGCCGCAAGAUAAAUCGAGCGACCGCGGCGGUUUGAGCGAAAAAUACGGUUCGAAAGCGCGGAAAAGUUGGAGCAAGGGAGCGCUCCACGUGUUGGUCAAGGAGGCUCGAAACCUCCAGACACGCGCGAAACACGGCGGCACUUGCGACCCAUUUUGUAAAAGCUAUCUUCUGCCCGACAAGGGUCGUUCGGGUAAGCAAAAGACUAGCGUGGUUCGAAAAUGUACGGGUGGUUCCCCGGUAUGGGGUCACACAUUCGUCUACAAGGACGUCAGUCUCCAAGAACUGGCGGAAAGGGGAUUGGAACUGACGGUAUGGGAUCACGACAGAAUAGCUAGCAACGAGUUCCUAGGUGGCGUACGUUUCAACCUCGGCACCGGCAAACACUACGGAAAGAGUGUCGAAUGGAUGGACGCGACCGGUCGUGAAUUAUCAUUGUGGCAAAGCAUGCUCGAACGUCCGAACUUUUGGGUCGAAGGUGCGGUGACGUUGAGGCCAAACCUCCACAAUCAUACGCGUAAUAAUUCCACAUGAAACACACCUCCUCAACGACGGUUAAUUAACUAAUUCGUUUCAUCGUUCAUUCGUUGGUCGAUUCAUUCUUUACCGUCGUCCAAUAAUUGUAACGGCGAAAAGACUAUCAGAUUUGUUGUGAGAAAAAAUCGCAUCCGACGAGCUGCCGGCGAUAUUAUUGCAUCGAAUUUUACGGUACUUAAACGUCCUAUACCCUACGGUCUAUCGCGACGACGAUCACCUUAUCCACAAAUAAAUUAUCAUCGAUUGAGAUUGAUGACGAUUAAAAAAAAAAAUAAUCAAUGAAACUAAAAUUACUCAAUAUAUAAUUGAAGAGGUAUAUAAUGAUAGAAACGAAUAAUGAAACCCGCCUCGUAUGAUGUAAACGUAACAUAAUAUGAAUGAUAAUAAUGAUGAUAAUAACGAUAAUUAUAAUAUAAUAAAUAAAUAAUAAAAUUAACAGAGAUGUGCCUAUGCGAUCGCGCAGUAUAUUAUAAUACUGAUAACCUUCAAGGGUAUAUGUAUAAUUAUAAUAUAUAUUUCACGAUUACCGAAUUUGGAUGAAUAAUAAAAUUUUGGAAAUAACCGUUUUCGGAAAUUAUCUAAUGUAACAUAGGAUGGUGAACGAAAAAGAAGAAGC
Athalia rosae (coleseed sawfly) is the source of this 12714-nucleotide messenger RNA. RefSeq lists its product as uncharacterized. Gene Ontology annotation, biological process: intracellular protein transport; exocytosis. The transcript has 18 exons. The coding region runs from base 1398 to 12095 and encodes 3565 amino acids. NCBI's taxonomy places the organism in Eukaryota, Metazoa, Arthropoda, Insecta, Hymenoptera, Athaliidae. Gene Ontology annotation, cellular component: exocytic vesicle; plasma membrane. Gene Ontology annotation, molecular function: neurexin family protein binding; small GTPase binding. The record is from RefSeq and is a predicted model, not a curated record.